AUGUCUGAUAAGGGGGAGAAAUUGACGGGUGGAGAGCAAAGCGAAUACGUAUGUACAACCAUACCAAUUCAAUCGUUGCAUGAUAUGGAUUGGAUGACCAAUCACCAAAUAGAAAGGGUUUUGGAAUAUAAAAUUCCAAAAGUGGUAGCUCAUAAAGAUGAUUCAAGUUAUCAUCAACUAUACCAUAGAUGUUGUGAAAUUAAUUUGAUUGUCGAUGGUGAUGAUGAUGAUGUGAUUAAAGAAUAUGUUACAAAGUGUUUAAAAUUACGUGUCGGUACAGAAUUUAAAAGAGAUAGAGAGUUUUGA
This is a messenger RNA of Cavenderia fasciculata, 306 nucleotides long. RefSeq lists its product as uncharacterized. Bases 1 to 306 code for a protein of 101 amino acids. The transcript is spliced from 4 exons. The record is from RefSeq and is a predicted model, not a curated record. NCBI's taxonomy places the organism in Eukaryota, Evosea, Eumycetozoa, Acytosteliales, Cavenderiaceae.